AUGAUUCUUGGCCAGACCACAGCAGAGGCAUUGAAAGAGGCAGAGGCUAAUGACAACAUCACCAUCUUCACACGGAUACUGGACGGACUGCUGGACGGCUACGACAACAGACUCAGACCAGGACUUGGAGAAAAGGUCACGGAGAUCAAAACCAAUAUAUUUGUCACAAGCUUUGGCCCAGUUUCAGAUACUGAAAUGGAGUACACCAUUGAUGUGUUUUUCCGACAAAGCUGGAAAGAUGAGCGCCUGUGUUUCAAAGGACCCAUGGAGAUGCUGCCUCUGAACAACCUCCUGGCCAGUAACAUCUGGACCCCAGACACAUUCUUCCUCAACGGGAAAAAGUCUAUCGCCCACAACAUGACCACACCGAACAAGCUACUGAGACUGAAGGAUGACGGGACGCUGCUCUACACUAUGAGGUUAACCAUAUCGGCAGAGUGUCCCAUGCAGUUGGAGGACUUCCCAAUGGAUGCUCAUGCUUGCCCUUUGAAGUUUGGAAGCUAUGCCUAUCCAGUCUCUGAGGUGGUGUACCUCUGGCAAACCGGUGCUGCCAAGUCUGUAGUGGUGGCAGAAGAUGGAUCCCGUCUCAACCAGUACCACCUGAUUGGCCAGACUGCAGGUUCUGAGGACAUCUACACAAGUCGAGGACAGUACACAGUCAUGAUGUGUCACUUCUACCUGAAGAGGAAGAUUGGUUACUUUGUUAUUCAGACCUACAUGCCCUGCUUCAUGACCGUGAUCCUGUCCCAGGUGUCCUUCUGGCUCAACCGUGAAUCUGUACCAGCCAGGACCGUUUUUGGUGUCACUACAGUGCUGACUAUGACUACUCUCAGUAUCAGCGCUCGCAACUCGCUGCCUAAGGUGGCCUACGCCACAGCCAUGGAUUGGUUCAUCGCUGUGUGCUAUGCGUUCGUCUUCUCCGCGCUUAUCGAGUUUGCCACCGUCAACUAUUUCACCAAGAGGAGCUGGGCGUGGGAUGGCAAGAAGGCCAUGGAGGCUCAGCACCCAAAGAAAAGGGACCCUAUGGUGCUUUCUAAGAAGCCCAACAACGUCUGUACAGCAGGAGUGAACUACACCCCCAACAUCACUAAGGAUAUCUCUAUCUCCACCAUCUCCAACAGCACCUCCAUACAACUAAGAUCGUCUGAAACAGAAGUCCUGGACCCCAAGAAAACCUACAACAGCGUGAGCAAAAUCGACAAAAUGUCCCGGAUAGUUUUCCCUGUCCUAUUUGGAACCUUUAACCUAGUGUACUGGGCUACUUACCUCAACAGAGAACCGGUCAUCAAAGGAGUCAACAUAUUGGCUCCAACAUAGUGUCUUUGUCAAACACACGACCCUACCUUCAACCGUAUUGGCCUACAAGCUGCUGAAGAAAAUGAUACUGUGUCACAAAGGAUGGGAGAUGGGUUCUGUCUUUCUCAUACUGUCAUUUGCAUGAAGCUUUUUAGAGAGAUACUCUGCCCAUGUUUGCCUUGAUAUUCCCUCUUUAUACCUACUGUACAUUGCUUUAAUUCAACAAUGACAUUUUGAAAGUGAAAAUCAAUGGCAUUUUGAAAGUGAAACUCGACAAGGACCUUUUGAAAUGUUGCAGUGUGGACAUUUGUCCUGGCCUCAAAUGAAUUGAAAACGGUCAUGGCAUUUAUGUUUUUGUUUAUAACCCUGUCAUCUUGAAGAAUAGGAGACUGAGAAACACAUGCUGUGUUAGUAGUAUGAAGUAAGAUAGCGGAAGCUAGGAUGUUACGGAAAGUGGUGAAUAAUGAUUUUCAGUGUCAUUUCCAGUCAAUUUGUGAAGUUUGUAUAAUGCUGCGGACAAAUCUCUCUUAUCUCUAUUGGAUACAUACGUUGUUAUACUUUUGUCAUUUUUGCCCAUCUCACAUGUACUGUUUGUACAAUUUAAAAUGUUACUAUUUCUUACCUCUAUCUAUAUAAUGCACAGAUUAAUAAUUUUUGACAAACGUGGGUCUAACUGUGGAGACAGAGGCCAAAUAAGCUAGCAAGAUACAACGCUGUGAUGUAAUUGAUGAUACAGUCUAAUCAACCUAGGUGAAAGUGCACAGUCGGAACAUUCUAAUCAUUACCAAGUUAUAAAAUGGUUGGUUGAUUAGGUCUGACUUUUUCCAUCGCAAUGAAAGUGUUUUCCCUAAGCUCGAGGGAGAGGGUGCCUACUUUGAAGUAUUGAGCUGCCCUUUGGUGUGAAAGGUUGAACUCGUGUACUGUAACAGGAUACGUUUUCCUUAGGCAUCAAAUGGGGGGGGAAACAGACUGAAACAGGAAGGGACUUCCUGGAUUUGUCCAGUAAGAAACACUUAUUUUAAUUUACUGUUUCAAAACAUUUUGCUACCAUUUGCCCUACUGAACACAGCCCUCCUACACUGCUGUCCUAUCCUCAUUGUGUCAUGACCAGAUUGGCCCCAGUCCCUGAAGUCCGCUAGGAUCUAAUUAGUCUGGGAUAAUGAGCUUGUACCUGUUAAACACUAUCUGAUAUGGCCCCUGGAGAGAGAACCAACCACAUGGGGACGACCACCCACCCUCACCCCAGGCCCAGAGCUCUUUGUUCAGGGUACGGGAAGGAGAGCAUGUGGGUAUGGCUCUGGGGCAUGGUGCCUCUGUGGUAACACCUACUUUCUUGUUACAGACUCAAGAGACUGAGAGACGGUAUCUUUUUUUUUUUGAAAGAGAGAAAGAAGAAUAAUGGAUGAAACAAGAAAGAAUAAGUUUGUGCUUCAAGGUCUCUGUACUGGGAACAAAAAAAGAAUCCCUACUUCAGUAAAAGAUGGAGAUACAGCCUAUAUGUAACAAGCUGUUGCUUAGAAUCAUAUAAACUCGGCGACACAGCGUGUACAGAGAGAGGAUAGAUGGAUAAUUAUGGAUAUGAUAUUGGUGACGGAUGGAUAAUUUAAAUGUCACUGACGUUACAGUUCUCAUUAAAGUAUCAUGUUGUAGAUAACGCAAUAACUACAUGUAUUAUUAUUAUUAUUAUUUUAUAUUCAGAUCUCCUAGGCAACAAAGACAUUCUUUGUGUAUAUAGAGACAGUGACUAAAAUACUUCUUUAUUUGUAUGUCUCUAUGUGACAUCUUGUGUUAAAGGAAUAAUCCACA
Oncorhynchus masou masou (cherry salmon) is the source of this 3102-nucleotide messenger RNA. Its product is annotated as gamma-aminobutyric acid receptor subunit alpha-5-like. Gene Ontology annotation, molecular function: GABA-gated chloride ion channel activity; GABA-A receptor activity; benzodiazepine receptor activity. Gene Ontology annotation, cellular component: dendrite membrane; GABA-A receptor complex; synapse. The coding region runs from base 1 to 1317 and encodes 438 amino acids. Lineage: Eukaryota; Metazoa; Chordata; Actinopteri; Salmoniformes; Salmonidae. The record is from RefSeq and is a predicted model, not a curated record. Gene Ontology annotation, biological process: synaptic transmission, GABAergic; nervous system process; regulation of postsynaptic membrane potential. The transcript is spliced from 9 exons.